CUCAUUCUGAAAGGUCCUCGCCAUCUUGGAUACUAACGAGGUUCCCGAUGUGAGAAGUAACCUUUUGUUGAUCAAAACAAACACCACAAAAUCGGCUUCAAGAUGGAAGUGGUCAAGGCCUUCAACAGCGAGCUUUCUGCGCUGUAUGAAGGCAAACCGCCGAUUUCGAAAGCCAAGAUGACAUCGAUCACAAAGACAGCAAUCAAAGGAAUCAAGUUUUAUAAGCAUAUUGUGCAAAGCGUGGAAAAGUUUGUUCAAAAGUGUCGUCCCGAGUACAAGGUUCCAGGACUGUACGUGGUUGACUCGAUAGUACGGCAGUCGCGGCACCAGUUCGGACAGGACAAAGACGUCUUUGCCCCUCGCUUUACGAAAAACAUUCAUGCCACGUUUCAACACCUCUUCAAAUGUCCUCCAGAGGACAGGCCAAAGAUUGUUCGGGUGCUGAAUCUGUGGCAGAAGAACCAGGUCUUUCCUCCGGAUGUUAUCCAGCCUCUGUUGGACAUGGCUGUUCUUCCAGUAGAUGGCAGCGUCGUGGUAGACCAAGGAGUCAGCCAAGCCUCGGACGCAUCUGAAGCCGCAGCCAAGGUAAACCACGGCAGCAGUUUGUGGCAGGAGUGGAACCACUCUAAUCAGACGGCGAAGGAGGCUUCAUCCACCGUGCAGGAAACGAAAACCUACGCUCUCACUCAGGAAAAUGUCAGUCUGGCAACCAUGGCGGCGGAGGCGGACGUGAACCUGCCGGGGACCGACCCCGCCCUGCUCAUGAAGCUCCAGAGUCUGGCAUCUCAGCUCCUGGCAGUAAAGGAGGACAAGGCACCAUCCAACGAACCUCCGACUAAUGCCGUUAAAUUUAAUAAGAAGCUUCUAGACUUUGAUUAUGGUGAUGAAGAAGAAGAGGAAGAGGAGGAAGAAGCACCCCCAGCCCAAGUAGAGCCUCCUCCCAAGGAGGACUCUAGUUCGCGCUCAGCGGAACCAAACGCCCUUGCGCUGAGCAUGGCACAAAAUCUGCUGAACAACCCCGAGCUGCUGCGGCAGCUGCAGCAGAUGCAGCAGACGCUGCAGCAAUCGUCCGAAGUCCUGCGCUCUUCGGAGGGCACCCCGGUGACUUCCGCGCCUGCCUCGUCCUUCCCCCAGCCCUCCGUUGUCACGCAGCAGGGCAGUGUUUCUGCACCCACCGCUCCCACUAGCACAGUCGUCAGCCAUCCCUUCAUCCCUGCGGCGCAAAACGCGUCUGUGUCGCAGCCAAGUUACCCUCCCUCGGCGACGCCGACCACGCUGGCAACCUCGGGCGCUGCUCCGAUGGCAUACGUGCCAGAUUUUAAUGCCGUGGCCGCGGCCACCGCAGCGGUCAGUGCCUUGCCCGAGGUGGCCAAUCUUCAAAAUAUGCCGCUCUUCCCUCCGACCCUUCCACCUACCAUGCCCUUUGGAAGCAUGGAACCCGUGGGGUUUAUGCCCCCGCAGGUUGCACCCAUGGUGGAUGAGGGGCGUAUGGGCCUCGACAGCAUGCCUGGUGAAGCACCCGCUCACAUGGGUGGUGGCGACCUUGAUGAACGCGGCAUUCUGGCUCCAAAAGACAUGGACCUGCGGACACCUGGCGGUUUAUCACCGUCCCGUGACAGGGAAAGGAGGAGGAGGAGCCGGUCAAGGUCACCACGUCGCAGAGGCAGGUCCAGGACUCCCGACUCGGACGGGGGCCGCAACCGCUCGCGCUAUCGUCACGACCGUUCGUGGGAGCGGCAGACACGAGAGCGGGAAAGGGAGCGGGAACGGGAGCGCCGUCGCAAGGGCUUUCCUCCCAUCAAAAGAAGCUGUCUUAGUGUUUGCAGUGCAACACUAUGGCUGGGCCACGUACCAAAAUCUGUGUCCGAGACUGAUCUGCAUAAUACGUUCGGAGAGUACGGUACUAUCGUCAGCAUCGAUAUGAUUCCUCCGCGUGGCUGUGCCUUCGUUUGCAUGGACCGCAGGCAGGAUGCAUUCCGUGCCUUGCAGAAGCUGAAAAACUUGAAGCUUCAGGGCAGCCUCAUCAAGGUACAACGCUCUGAUAUGGCAUGGGCACCUGGCAAAGGUGUAAAAGGGAAAGACUUCAAAGACUACUGGGAGGUUGACCUGGGCGUCAGCUACAUCCCUUACGAGAAGCUCCCCGAGAACGUUGACCUGCUCGCCCUCGAAGAAGGGGGCGUGCUGGAUGAGGACUCGCUCACGCAGGAGCUCCGAGAGAAGAAAGCUGCCCAGGAACAGGAGCAACAGGUGUCCAAACCCCAAGUGGACACCGUACCUGUGGUUGCGAUGCCCAACAUGGCGGGUGCGGUGGUGGCUCCCACCACGGUGGCCAUGGUUCCCCCGCCCCCCUUGCCGCAGUUUGGGAUUGCCAUGACUCACGGGCGUGGCCCUGUGCCUAGCACGAGCAAGCCUCAAAUUGAAGGUGCAUGCAUGUUGCCAUCACAGGGGCUCAUGAUGUCCCAGAUACCACUGCCCAUGGGUGUACCUCCACCAAACCAGAUGCUCAUGGUGCCACCACCAGGACCCCAGAUGAUGGCGGGUAACCCGCUGGGUCUACUCCCACCGCACAUGGGGCUUCCCGGCGGUCCCAUGGGAGCCCACCCAGGUUCGCUUGCGGGCAUAGCUCUUCCCCCGGGAAUGCCCCCUUCAUCGAGCGUCAUGCCCCCGACCAGCCUCGCAACCAGUCAAGCUCCCCCGGCCAUGUCUGCGAGCAACACGGCAGCCAUGUCGUCUGUGACUACAACUGCUACCAUGUCGGCGGCGUCUGCUACGACCGAGACCACAGCCAUACCGAUGUCUUGUGACACCGACGGAGAUGCGACGCCGACGGAUGAAGACGGCACGAGCGUUCCGCUCAGUGCCAUUCCGACCCCGGCGGAUAAACCCGCAACUUCCGAUCAGCCUUGGAAUGUGCCGUUUGGUGGGGUUGGACAGCAGCAAGGCAGUGCGCACUUUCCCUUCCCGCAGCAGAGCUUCCCCAUGUCGUCAGGAAACCAGGCAGAAUCGGAAGCCGCGAAGACCGCAGAGAGUGAGGCCAAGGCAGCCGCAGCGGAAUGUGCUUCCGCACAGCAGGGCAAAAGCGGGGAAGCUGAGAAACAUGAAAACACGUCCGAGAAUAUGCAGUUGGAUGAAGGCAGUGGAGGAGAGCAAAAGGAUGACACUCAUGGACUUGGCGCUGAUGAUUUGCAACCCAAGCCACAGAUUCCACCCAACAUGACUUCUCCUGCGGGACAAGGAAUGAUGGGGGCACCCCUGCGCAUGGGGGGCCCACCACCCAGCUUCCCAUUCGGAGAUAAAGGACCACGAAUGCAGUUUCCUGGUCAACGGAUGAUGGGGCCAGAUCAGCACAGGAUGAUGGGACCUGAUCAAAUGAUGAUGGGAGGACCACCAAACCAGAGGAUGAUGGGUGGUCCCCCAGAUCACAGGAUGGGUGGUCCACCUGAGCAGAGGAUGAUGGGUGGUCCACCUGACCAGAGGAUGAUGGGCGGUCCACCGGAGCAGAGGAUGAUGGGAGGUCCACCCGACCAGAGGGUAGGUGGGCCACAUGACCAGAGAAUGAUGGGGGGUCCACCUGACCAGCGGAUGAUGGGUGGUGGUCCUCCAGACCAAAGAAUGGGAGGGCCACACGACCAGCGAAUGAUGGGUGGACCACCGGAGCACAGAAUGAUGGGUGGCCCUCCAGACCGCAGGAUGAUGGGAGGACCUCCUGAUCAUAGAAUGAUGGGUGGUCCCCCAGAUCACCGCAUGAUGGGUGGCCCCCGAGACAGGCAGAUGGGAGGGCCUGGGGAACACAGGAUGCUCGGUGGACCACCAGAGCACAGAAUGAUGGGAGGUGGUCCAGGGGAGCACAGGAUGAUGGGGGGACAUCCAGACCAUCGCAUGAUGAGUCCUCAUGAGCGAAGGAUGAUGGGAGGCCCAGACCAAGGUCCAAUGGGACAUCCCAAUCAUAGGGUGAUGGGAGGUGGUCACAUGGAGCACGGAAUGAUGGGAGGCCCUCCAGAUCACCGCAUGAUUGGGGGACCGCCUGACCACAGAAUGAUGGGCGGCCCUCAGGACUUUAGGAUGAUGGGCCCAAUGAACCACAGAAUGAUGGGACCCAACAUGCGAAUGAUGGGACCAAACCCGAGGAUGCCCGGGCCAGGAAUGAGGAUGCCACAGCCCGGCAUGAGGAGUCCCGACAGGACAGAUGUAGACUCGCAGAUGAACUCUCAUGACCAGCCUUCCAACUCUGACGCCGGCAAGAACAACUCGGGAGGAAGGGACGGGAAGCUUGACGACAUGCCCAUGAACGAUCGCAACCAGAGGUUUGACCCCAAAGGCCGUAUGGGCGAGUGCAACAGCAUGGUUGGCCCCGGUGGCGCGAAUCAGAGAGGCAACAUGUUUGGCCCAGGCAACAACCGUUUCGAGCCCGGCGGCCGGAGGAACGACGGGAGGAUGCCUGGGGUUGAGGAAAGAAGAGGUGGUGAUUGGAACCCACCAUUUGACCCCCACUACGGUGGACCAGGGGAGGAAAGAGGUGUUGGCCCAUUCCGCGGAGCAUUUGGUGAGGGCCCCGCUCAGGAGAGGAACGCAGACAACAGGUGGGGUGGCCGGGAACAGCAAGACGAAGGCGAUCGACGCAGAUUUGGUGACGCAGGCGCCAACGAACGGCGGCGGAACCGCGGCGAGCGCCGGAGCCGGUGGUCGCGGGAGGACGAGGACACUGACCGUCGUGCUACGAGGGACAGAGACCGAAAUGACCGCACGGAUAGAAACGAUAGAGGCGACAGGAGUGACCGCGACAGGAACAGCAGAGGGGGAGACCGUGAAAGGGGAGACCGUAGAGACCGGGAUCGCGACCGCGACCGAAGCAGGGACAGGGACCGGGAUAAAAGUCGAGAUCAAGACGGUGAAAAAAGUCGGGCUCGCGACCGCAGCCGCGACCGAGACAAAGAAGGGGAUAGGAGCAGAGACCGUGAAAGGAGUCGUGACAAGGACAGGGGCAAAGACAAGGACCGAGGCAGGGACGGCGAGAGAAGCCGCGACAGGAGCAAGGAUCGUGAACGAAGUAAGGAGCGAGAGAAGAGCAAAGAUCGGGAGAAGGACAGAGAGGAAGAUAAAGAUAGGGAGCGCAGCGGAGACGGAGAAAAAAGUCGAGAAAGGGAAAAGAGUCGCGAGAGAGAGAAGAGUAGGGAAAGUGAGAGAAGCAGGGACAAGGAACGAAGUAGAGAUCCUUCAGACUGCAGUAAAAGUGUGACUAGGCCCGAUGAUGUUAGUGAUAGUGUAGAGACCAAUGGAGAGGUGCUGAAAACAAAUGGCAGCAGUUCUGUUGCAGACUCUUCGAAAGACAGUAACGUAGACAAAGCGAAAGAGACAACAGAAAGCACAACCGUCGCACCAGUUGCGGAACAGGUUUGAUGUGUUGUGACUGCUUUUUAAACAUUAUGUGUGUGUGCGUGUGUGUGUGUGAGUGCGACGCGUGGGCAUGUGUACAUAGACUUCAGUUCCAAAGGGAUCGCUUACAAAGUGCAUCGACUGUGAAGGGUGGGGGGCAUGGCCCGAAAACAAACUGUGUCCCGGAAGUCAAAAAAAGGCUUACCUCCACUUCUUCGCUCGUGCCCUGAGACCAAAAUAAAUCCAAGUUGAUUGGUUUUUGUUUAAAAAACAACAUGGCAUCUCCUUAUUGUUCUUUCACUUCCCUUGGCACGUAACGACAAAGCAAGUUCGUGUGUCAGCUCAGGACAGCCCCCCCCAGGGUAAGUUGCCGAAGCUUCGGUGGAUGGCAGCUCUACGGGAACUGUGAACUAUGCGUCGCUCUUUUGGAUACCACGGAAAAGGUAGACAUUUCUCUUCUUGGCAAGUCUUGCAGUGCAUCGUGCGAUAGUUUUAGAGUGUACUUUUUCUUUAUCAGUUUUGGGGAUAGAAUUGUAAACCCAGUGUUCGAGAAAUCGAUGCAGGACCCGCUGCUGUGCUUAGAUUAAAGAGCCAAGCAGGCUGUACUUGUUAACCUGAAAGUGUGAUUGCAUAAUUUCAAUAAAUGAUGCUGAAAGUG
Messenger RNA from Ornithodoros turicata, 6031 nucleotides. RefSeq names its product SR-related and CTD-associated factor 4-like (gene Isha). NCBI's taxonomy places the organism in Eukaryota, Metazoa, Arthropoda, Arachnida, Ixodida, Argasidae. The coding region runs from base 103 to 5397 and encodes 1764 amino acids. Gene Ontology annotation, molecular function: RNA binding. The record is from RefSeq and is a predicted model, not a curated record. The transcript is spliced from 17 exons. Gene Ontology annotation, cellular component: nucleus.